Molecule: messenger RNA, 744 nt
Organism: Aedes albopictus (Asian tiger mosquito)
Lineage: Eukaryota; Metazoa; Arthropoda; Insecta; Diptera; Culicidae
Exons: 1
Coding region: 1-744 (247 amino acids)
Biological process (GO): DNA integration
Molecular function (GO): nucleic acid binding
Source: RefSeq, a predicted model, not a curated record
AUGGCCCGAAGUGCGGGUAACCAAGUCCACGUCAUCGAAAACUUGAUGGUGGUUUUGCUGAACCAAUCAUUCGCAACGUUCGGCGUUCCAGAGGUAAUCGUAUCCGACAACGGCACUCAAUUAUCGAGCCACGAAUUUCAAGCGUUCUGCACCAGUCAAGGCAUCCACCAUAUCCGGGCCGCUCCCUACCAUCCCCAAUCAAACGGAUUAGCGGAAAGAUUCGUUGACACGUUGAAGCGAAGCCUGCGGAAAAUUCGCUCAGGGGGAGAAACACUUGAGGAAGCACUCUACACUUUCCUUCAAGUCUACCGCACUACACCAACCGGUGACCUGGACGGCAGAUCUCCGGCCGAGGUGAUGUUCAACCGACCGCUUCGAACAGUGUCGUCUAUGCUCCGACCAAUCGAACGAGCCAACACCGAGUCCAAAGGCAGGACGAAACAGAACGCCGCUUUCAACAAGAAGCACGGCGCACUCCAGAGAAGUUUCCUGAACGGUGAUCCCGUGUAUGCCCAGGUACAUCGUGCAAAUUCCUGGCAGUGGGAACCAGCAACCGUGAUCGAGAGGAUUGGAAAGGUCAAUUACAACGUGUUCCUCAUUCGGUCGCACGCCAACCAGCUCAAGACUCGUGUUCCAGAACGCCGUACCGCUCCAGCAGAUCAACUGACACCACUUUCUGUAUUUUUCGACGGGUUCGGAUUGGCUAUCCCAACCGAGACUCCACCGAACGCCAUCCCACUAUAA